Messenger RNA from Poecilia latipinna (sailfin molly), 4023 nucleotides. Its product is annotated as collagen alpha-4(VI) chain-like. Bases 20 to 3544 code for a protein of 1174 amino acids. The transcript has 7 exons. Lineage: Eukaryota; Metazoa; Chordata; Actinopteri; Cyprinodontiformes; Poeciliidae. The record is from RefSeq and is a predicted model, not a curated record.
AAACCACCAAGCAUCCAACAUGAGGGGGGCCGCGGUCCUCAUCAUCAUCGCCACCGCCGGGUUCUGGGCCAUCUCUGCUCAGCCAGAACUUCAAAUUUCCGAGUGUCAAAACGCCACAUUGGGGGACAUCGUCUUCCUAGUCGACAGCUCCGGUAGCAUCGGCGAGGAAAACAUUAGGAUAAUCCGCACCUUUCUCAGAAAUGUCAUCCAGAACCUCGACAUUGGCCCUGAUAAAGUACAGGUCGGCUUGGCUGUGUACGGAGACCGUCCCAAGAAGGAGUUCCUGCUGAAAGACCACAUGGACAGGACAGCCGUGUUGGACGCAGUGGAGCAAAUUGCUUUCCUUCGCGGUGGCACAAACACGGGCAAAGCCAUGGACUUCAUCCGGGAGGAAUACUUUACGGCCGAGGCAGGGAGCAGAGCCAGGCAGCAUGUUCCUCAGAUCGCUGUGCUCUUAACUGAUGGAAACUCCAACGAUGAUGUGUCCAAACCCGCCAAGCGUCUCCGGGACCUGAACGUCUUUGUGUUUGUCAUUGGAGUGUCUCAGAGCAAUUAUGAUCAGCUGAAGAUCAUCGCCAACCACCCACCAGAAGACUACAUCCUGACCACCAACAACUUCCAGACUCUUCAGAGUCUAAGAAACACUCUGCUGAAAACCGUGUGCUCCUCCCUGCAGAUCCAGAAAAUAGCUUUGGCCAAUAAAUUUGCAGACAUCUUUCUCCUGGUGGACAGCGCCUUAAGUCCGCGACAGUUCAUCUUUUUCAGGAAUGAGCUGAUCAGAUUUAUCGACCAGAUAGACGCUGGACAGGGAAGCUACCAUGUCGGUUUGGCUCAGUAUCGCCAGGAUGUGCAGACUGAGUUCUAUCUAAACGAUCAUAAAACUAAACCACAGUACACAAAAGCAUUGAGAAGCAUUCGACAGCUGCCACAAACUGGCCAAGCACCAAACCUGGAACGUGCUCUGAGGUACGCAGGUGAUAACUUUUUCCUCUCUGAAAAUGGCGGCCGUGCAAACCAAGGAGCUCAACAGUUUCUGGUUGUUGUUGUUGGAGAAAAGCCGAAGGGACUCUUAUAUUCGGCCAGUCAAGAUGUCAAAUCCCGAGGGGUUUCUGUUGUAGGCAUGAGUCCGGUUGUGUCAGUGGAAAGCAUGCUAAGCUUUGCGGACAGGGCCUAUGACAAUCUGAGGAUCACUCAGCUGAAGGAUUUCUUCACCACCCAAGAAGUGGAAACAGCCAUUGAAGACUGUCAGAGAGUCAACACUGCAGACGUCGUCUUCAUCAUCGAUGAGUCAGGAGGCAUCGGGAACAACAACUUCCAGCUCAUCCAGAGCUUUGUGCAGUCGCUUAUUGGCAGCCUGAACGUCAAUCAGACGGGAGUCAGAGUGGGAAUUGUUACCUACAACGAGGCUCCCAAGGCCCAUGCUUAUCUCGACAGCUUCCAGGACCAAACAGAAGCUCAGCAGUUCAUCAAGUUGCUCCCCUACCGCGGCGGUGGCUCCAACACUGGAGCUGCUCUGCGGUUCACCCUGGAGUCAGUCUUCAAAGGGAGGGGCAGAAGGGAGGAUGUGCAGAAGGUAGCUAUCGUGGUCACAGACAGUAAAUCGCAGGACAGCGUGAAGGAAGCGGUGGCAGAGCUACAUUGGUUUCCAGUCAGAGUUUUUGCGAUAGGAGUAAAUGAGAAGACACCAGACCUGUACGACAUGGCGUCUUAUCCCACCAACAGGCACGUUUUUGCUGUGGACAAUUUCAUGCAACUGAAACCCCUGAGGAAAGUCAUGCAGAAGAGUAUCUGCAGUGCCAUCAUUCAGGGGUCCGUCAACUCCUUUAAAAACAACGCCGACAUCAAGGAAGCAUGCUAUCAGAAGGAUGAAGCAGACAUCAUCUUCCUCAUUGAUGACUCGGACAACAUCGAUUCCUCUGACCUGUCUGACACAAAGAAGUUCAUCAAUAACUUUCUUGGAGAAUUUCGUGACAGACUCGAUCAUAUUCGCAUCGGGCUUGUGAAAUACUCCAACUCAGCUCGGUUUGAGUUUGACCGGAUGUCACUCUUAGACGUGAGCAAAGCUCUGAAUUACAUUAAUCAUGAAGGGGGUCGGACCAACACAGGGAGAGCCCUCACAUUCAUGGAAAGGCAUUUCAAGACGGUACCCUACAGUCAGGGUUCAACGUAUCUGAUCGUCAUCACUGCAGGAGAGUCCGAAGACAGCAUCAGAGGUCCAGCAGAGAAAAUAAGGGCGCAAGGCGUCAUGGUCUUUGCUGUUGGAGUAAAGAGGUCAAACAAAGCUCAACUGCAGGAGAUCUCUGGUGAUCCAGACAGGACCUUUAAAGUCAGAGAUUACUAUUUCCUCAAGUCGAUCAAAAACGAUAUUCUAAGACCAAUCUGUGGACCAGCAGUUUGUGAGGACGCUCCCAGCGACGUCAUCUUCUUAACCGAGAGCUCAGAGAGAAUCUCUGCAGAAGACUUUAGGAAAAUGAAAGAAUUUAUGAAAUCUGUCGUUACCAAGUCUAUUGUGGGCUUGAAUGACAUGCGUGUGGGUGUCAUGCAAUUCAGCACUAGGACAAAAGUAGAGUUUCGUCUGAACCAGUACUUCAGCAAAGAUGAAAUACUGGAAGCCAUUGAUAACAUGAAGCAGCAAAAUGGCGGGGUUGAAACAGGAAGGGCCCUCACUGAAGUUUCACAGUUCUUCAGUGAGGCUGAAGGAGGACGUCCUACGCUGAGGCAGAACCUGGUGCUGAUCACCUUCAACAAGGCCACCGAUGAAUUCAAAGGUCCAGCAGAGGCUCUGAGGCAAAAAGGAGUGUUAAUCUUUUCAAUCGGAGUGGUGAACAGUAACUACAGCCAGCUGUACGAAAUCAGUAGCUCUUCAGACAAAGUCAUCAAUGAAGUAAAUGUUGAUCUAAUAAGUGAACUGGACAGCAUGCUGGCCUUGAAGUUCUGCGAUCCACAGAGAGAUUGUAAGAAGAUUGAAAAGGCUGAUAUAAUAUUCCUGGUGGACGGCUCAGGAAGCAUAGAAAACCGCUUCAGAAGCAUGCAAGUGUUUAUGGAGUCUGUAGUGAACCGGAGCAUAGUCAGCAGGAACUCUACCCGUUUUGGAGCCAUUCUUUUCUCCAAUGAACCUGAAAUCAAGUUUACUCUGAAUACUUACAGCUCCAAAGGAGACAUUCGUAAUGCUAUAAAAGCUCUGGUGCCGCCAAAAGAUAACACAUACACCAGCGAAGCUUUGGAAUAUUCAUUGCAGUUCUUUAACGAGGAACACGGUGGCAGGAGAAGUUUCCGCGUUCCUCAGAUUCUCAUGGUGAUCACAGAUGGGGCAGCCACAAACCCUAAUAACCUAAGAAAAAAUUCGGAUGCGCUGCGAGCCAAUAACAUUACUGUCUUCAGUAUAGGUGUAGAGAAUGCAAACAAGACUGAGCUGCUGAUCAUGGCGGGAAAUAAUCAGUCCAAUGUCUUCUAUGUGGAUAAAUUUGACCAGCUGGAGACUCUGUACAAACAGAUAUCUGGAGUCAUCUGCAGUAUCACCAAACAUCGUAAGUAUGGAGAAUGAAUGUGUAGCGUUAAGAUAUACAACUUAACUGUCUACGUGUAUACUUACUAAGAAAAAGUUUUAGAUAUUUCACUUUCAUCUCAAACACUGUAACAAAAGCCUACAGCAGUGAUGGUCAUGUCAAUGUCUAAUGUGACGUUGAGAACUCCAGUUUGACAAUGGCGUCUCCUGCUGUCCACAAGUCGUCUUAUCGUCAGCUGAGGCGUGGCGUCCUUCUUUUCUUGAAAGACGGGCCUUGGGUCAUUAAGGUUUUGGGGUCCAGCGUUACAAGCCUCUACAGCAGUGGCCUCAAACCGCAUUCCUCAAGGGACCCUUGAGGACACAUUUACAUGUGUCCUUACACAUUUAUUUCAAGUGUCUUUACUCUUGAAAUAAAUGGUGAAACUAUCUCCCUAGAAUGCAGUCAGGCUCUUCGGAGCUUUGCUAAUGAGCUAAUAUUUGAGACAGGGGUGCUGAAGCAAAGAGAUAUGGGGGAAUUU